UUCACAUAUAAAUCAUCACUGGUUUUAUAUAUUGAAACUAAAACUUAAAAAUAAUAUAUAUGCCGUGGCAAUUGACUUAAGAGUUAUGACAUUGUAUUCGUAGUAUAUAUUAAUUUAAAGGAAAAUCGUAUCCUUGUAAGCAAUUAAUUAGUUUUUAAUUAACAUUAAAUACAAAUGAAGAUUUUAUCAAAGUGGCGCUGGUGCGAAGUAGAAACGAUGUGCGGUCGUAGCCUAAAAGAAGGUGUCAUGUUCGUGGGGCUGUCUUCUUUGUUAAUUUCCAUAGUACUAUUAUUUUCCUCUGUGAGAUUUCUCUGGACUAACACACAACCCAUGAUGGCAGUCAACUUGAUUUUCAGUCUAAUGGCAUCCUGUCUCUCCCUAUACCAGAUUGUAAUAUCAAUACUACUCGUUUGGCAAACAAGACAGAUCAAAGGCAAUAUAUUUCUGUGCUCUCUGUGGUACGUAUCUCACUUAUCAUUGCUGACGAUAUACUGCUUGCUAUUCAUUUCCAAGAUCGUCGUCUACUGCCAAUAUCAAGAUUACUCUGCAGCCGCACUCACUAUAGCUAUUGGUAUCAUUUACGAAGUAACAUUCACAUACUUUGCGAUCGUCGUCAACAGUUACCUACACUCACUGAAUCAGGAGAGAUAUCUUUAACGUUUACGUGUAAUAACGUUUGAGUG
This is a messenger RNA of Danaus plexippus (monarch butterfly), 683 nucleotides long. RefSeq lists its product as uncharacterized. NCBI's taxonomy places the organism in Eukaryota, Metazoa, Arthropoda, Insecta, Lepidoptera, Nymphalidae. The coding region runs from base 175 to 657 and encodes 160 amino acids. The record is from RefSeq and is a predicted model, not a curated record. The transcript is spliced from 4 exons.